This is a messenger RNA of Syzygium oleosum, 862 nucleotides long. RefSeq names its product transcription initiation factor TFIID subunit 13. Gene Ontology annotation, biological process: transcription by RNA polymerase II. Bases 214 to 597 code for a protein of 127 amino acids. The transcript is spliced from 5 exons. Gene Ontology annotation, molecular function: protein heterodimerization activity. The record is from RefSeq and is a predicted model, not a curated record. Lineage: Eukaryota; Viridiplantae; Streptophyta; Magnoliopsida; Myrtales; Myrtaceae.
UUCUUCCAUCUCAGGCUCUCCCUUCUCAAAUCUCCUUUGCUCGGGUCGUGGGAACCUUGGAACCAAGUUCACCGAAUUCCCUCUCGAGCGCUCGUUCGUCCGAGCGUAAACGGCGGCUGAAUCCAUAUUCGACUCUCGUCCCGGUUCUAGCUAUAAGAGUGUAAUCGAUCAGGCUUUUGCUCGAAGCGCAGUUGGGAGCGGAGAGGAGAGAGAAUGAAUGCGUCUUCGUCAGGGAAGGCACGAGGCUCUUCCUCCUCCCAGCCCUCCGAGAGCUCCUCCAAGCGCAAGCGCGGCAUCUUCCAGAAAGAGCUGCAGCACAUGAUGUACGGUUUCGGUGACGAUCCCAAUCCACUUCCAGAAACUGUGGCGCUUGUUGAGGACAUUGUGGUGGAGUACGUCACAGAUUUUGCUCAUAAAGCACAGGAUAUUGGAUCAAAGAGGGGAAAGCUUUCUGUUGAGGAUUUUCUUUACCUAGUCCGCAAGGAUGCGCCAAAGCUUAACCGCUGCAAAGAGUUGCUGUCUAUGCAAGAAGAACUAAAGCAAGCUAGGAAAGCCUUUGAUGUAGACGAGGAAAAGCUUGCGGCAUCCCUGGACUGAGCUAUAGAUACUGUCUAGGAUUCUCAGUGCAGGUCUUGUCUGGUGUUAAGAUGUACAAGUUAAGACCCGUGGCUGUCCAAUUUUGAAUAGGAAUGAAAAGAAAAUGGAUGCGGUUUCGUCACCUCACUGCUGAUUAUUGGUUGUUUCUUUUCCAAUUGUCAGGUUCUUUAUCUAGUUCAGUUCAAACAGAUUUUGUGCAGCGCCAUUUGGUGCUCUCAAAUGCGACCCUCCUGGUUAACAGUGAUGCAUCUUUUUGUUUUCUCCA